AUGGGCUGUGAAAGAAUAAUCUUAGAUUGUGAUCCAGGCGUUGACGACUCAAUUGCAAUUUUCUUAGCAUUAGCAUCACCAGAUAAAAUAAAGAUUGAUGCCAUUACGAUUGUAAUGGGCAAUAAUAACGAUAUUGAUUUACUUGCAAAUAAUGCAUGCUUAUUAUUACAAAUGUGUAAUAUGAGUUCAGACAUUCCUGUGAUUAAAGGUGCAAAUAAACCACUUGCUAGUGCCUAUCACGGUCAUUCCGGCAUUCAAGUGCAUGCACAAAAUGGAAUUGGGAAUGUAAAAUAUCCGAUAAAAGAUUUAAAUCAAAAUCCUGUUGAACAAUACAAAGAUGUGAAUGCUGCACAAUUUAUUGUUCAACAUGUCCUAGCGAAUCCAGGUGUAAUAACACUGUGUGCUAUUGGUCCGUUAACAAAUAUUGCAUUAGCUGCGUCAAUUGGUGGAGAGAAAUUUAUUAAAUCUGUUCGAAGACUGGUUAUUAUGGGUGGUUCCGUCGGAGGAUUUGGUAAUAAAACAGCUGCAGCUGAAGCUAACUUAGCAAAUGAUCCACAUGCAGGACGAAUUGUAUUUGAUGCUUUUAGCGAUAUAACAAUGGUUGGGUUAAAUUGCACUCGGCAACUACCAUUAAAUAAAGAAAUACGGAAAAAAAUGCGGAAACUACACGCAAUUGGACAAUUUUGUUUUGAUAUCACCGCACAUUAUACAGAAAUCUUGCAGUCAUGGAAUGAUUCACCGUGUUUCAAUGAUCCAACUGCGAUAAUGUAUUUAAUUAAGCCAGACCUAUUCGAAGGUCAACGUGCUUGCGUGGAUGUAGAAGAUAGUGGGAGAUUAACUUCAGGUCAAACGGUUGCUGACUGGACCGGUCGCUGGGGAAGACCAUUGCAAACGUUAGUAUUAACGAAAGUGGAUAAAAAUGGAUUCGCGAAGGAAUUGUUAGAUCGAUUAGCAAAAUUAACAAUGUUCAAACCAAGCUUAGAAGAUCAGAUGAAGAGAAUAGAGGAACAAGCUGACGUUGCAGAAAAAUAG
Rotaria socialis is the source of this 1032-nucleotide messenger RNA. Lineage: Eukaryota; Metazoa; Rotifera; Eurotatoria; Philodinida; Philodinidae. The record is from the annotation of a GenBank genome assembly.